GUCCUUCGCAGGCGCGUCCCUAUAAAAGACACACGAAAGUGACUUUUUGUUAUUACUAUUAUUAAAUCGAACGCGCCAAGAGAAGAGACACAACACCAUGAUCCGAAACAUUUUGAUAUGUCUGCUUUUUACACUUGUUGCAAGUAAACCACAAAACAACCUUGAUCCAUUACAAUUCGAAAGAGAAUUGGAACAAAAUAGAAAUGCCAGGUAUCAGUUCAACAAUGAUGUCGACGAUCAAAUUCAGGAUUUAACACAGUCACGCCAAGAAACCCGCGAAGGUCUAAAAGUAACUGGAAAAUACUCUUACAGUGACGGGUUCGUUAAAAGAACGGUAUUCUAUGAAGCUGAUGACAAGGGAUAUCGUGUAACUGCGACGGAAUCAGUACCACUGGGUAAUGGUCCUCAAUUUAAUCCAUCUGGUACAGCCUCUGUAAGUAUGGCCCAGCACGGGAAAAGCUUAAGCUACAGGGUGGUUGGUGUUCCACACGAAGGGCCCGUAGUAAAGCACGUCGACAGCGAGAAGGUGCACAGAAACAAUUAGCUAACGACUGAUUAAUUUUAAGUUAAUUUAGGUUCAUAAUUAUGGAUUCAUUAUUAAUUAAAAUCAUAAAAUUAC
Molecule: messenger RNA, 619 nt
Organism: Agrilus planipennis (emerald ash borer)
Lineage: Eukaryota; Metazoa; Arthropoda; Insecta; Coleoptera; Buprestidae
Gene: Cpr51A
Exons: 4
Coding region: 98-544 (148 amino acids)
Source: RefSeq, a predicted model, not a curated record